CAGCUGUCAGCGUUGCACUUUGUUGCACUCUGUUGCACUUUCUGCACCUAGAACGAGUAAAUUGUUACGAGCGCGAACAGUGUAAUGCAGCGCAGCUAAAAAGCGCAGAAAUACGCCCGAUCUUUGGAAGGAGCGAGGGGGAAAGAGAGAGAGAGAGAGAGAGAGAGCGAGCGAGCAGAAAGCUCAGCUGAUAAUGAGCGCGUACGUUUAUUAUCGCUUCAACUUUACUGGGAAAUACUUAAUUUCCCGCUGCAUUUCGGUGAUUGUAAGUUGAGCGUAAAAUAAGAAGCGAUGUCCGCCGGUGCGGAACGCCCGGCCUCGAUGCUGUUUCAGGACAGCCAGUACAAUUGGACGGACGAUCUGCCAGUUUGCAAACAGUCCGGAGUGGGUUUCUCCACCAAUCAAAUCUACCGAGAGGACGGGUAUCGACAGGAGGAGCAUUCGUUUGAGGAUCGCAGCUUUCACUGUAGAUACGACGACUCCACGUUUCUCUAUGCUGUGUUCGACGGCCACGAAGGCACCAAAGCGGCCAACUUCGCUAUGCAAAGGAUGGCUGCGGAGAUUCUACUCGGGCAGUUGAACGGCAAGUCAACUGACGAAGAGGUGAAGGAAGUGCUCCGGCAGGCAUUCAUAGCAGUCGAGAAAGGAUAUCUGGAGUCCAUUGGUGAUUUGUUAGCGGAACGGACUAGUCUGCAGUUCGACAUACCUGAUGGACUGACCCCUUACGAGACCUACCAAAAGUUUCCAGACUUGGUUGACAAGCUGAACGCGCUCAACUGCGAGCUAUCAGCCGGGACAAGUGCUGUGGUCGCCUUGGUCUACAGAGGGAGGCUGUACGUCGCGAAUGUUGGAGACAGCCGGGCGUUGUUGUGCAAGACGGACAGCAACCAAGUUUUACGAGUUGUACAAUUAAGCGUAGAUCACGAUUUGAGAAACGAGGACGAGCUUUUGCGACUAUCUCAAUUGAGUUUGGACGUCGAGUCAAUCAGACAUGGAUCUCAUCUUGGAAAUCAGGAAAACACGCGUUGCCUGGGCAAUUACCUCGUCAAGGGCGGAUACAGAGAGUUCGAAGAACUAACAGCUUCCCUGGCGGAGCCGAUCAUUGCCGAACCAGAGAUCCACGGAAGUAUCGAAUUAGACGAAUCCUGUAGAUUUUUAUUACUUAUGUCGCGCGGUCUGUAUAAAUCGUUGGAGGAAGCGACCGGCACCGAUCAAGUCAACAAGGAAUUGGCCUUGAACGCUGUCGAGCAGUUUCGAAUACAAUCGACUCUAACCGGAGUCGCCCAAGCGGUGGUCGACAAGGUCGUGAGGAUUCACCACGAUGUAAACAUGAGCAACACGCAGAACACCAUGACCACCGGCAAGCGCGACGACAUAACUCUUCUGGUGCGAAACUUCAACUUCCCGCUGCCGCACGCAUUGAAGAGUCCGACUAGCCAAUCGGUCAGAUUCAAUCCCGUGGUGCAGACGGCGCCGAUCAGCAUACCGGACAACGAGGACUUGUCGAGCACCAGCACGGGCGUCGCAGACGACGUCGACACGUCGACGACUGAAACGUCAACGACGUCGGAUCUGUAUCCGCCUGGUGCCAGGAUAGCGGAGCGAAAUGCUAGAACGAAGCCUUACGUAGAUUUUUCCGAGUAUUACGAGAACGUUGAGAAGAGAAGGAAAGAGGGAACUCUACCGGAAGGCAUAGACUUCUAGCGUUUCGUCUGUCUAACAAGUAUUGAAAAUAUUCGAUUAUUGACUUCAGCACAUUACGGCUGUGUUAAUAUACGCGAAUGUUCCUACCACUGCAGCUUAUUUGUUACUUUGAGACUAUUCUUUAUCAUUAAGAUGUAAAGUUAAUUAAUUAAUGACUUAGCAUUGUUGUAUUUUUGCUAUAUAAAAAUUUAUUAUCCGUAGGGAUAAUAAAAUGUGGAGGCUUGGA
Vollenhovia emeryi is the source of this 1930-nucleotide messenger RNA. Its product is annotated as TGF-beta-activated kinase 1 and MAP3K7-binding protein 1-like. The record is from RefSeq and is a predicted model, not a curated record. Lineage: Eukaryota; Metazoa; Arthropoda; Insecta; Hymenoptera; Formicidae. The transcript has 7 exons. Bases 292 to 1704 code for a protein of 470 amino acids. Gene Ontology annotation, biological process: protein dephosphorylation. Gene Ontology annotation, molecular function: protein serine/threonine phosphatase activity.